AUGAACGAACAACCUUCAAUGAUGAAUCAACAGAUGAUGAAUCCGGCACCGCCGGCGGGGAUGAUGAGUACCAUGAGCCAACAACCGCCGCCUCAAUUGAUGAAUCCACAACAAUCGCAGCCUCAGCCGCCGCCGCCUCAGAUGCUCAUGAAUCCUCCACCGCAGAUGAUGAAUCGAGGAUAUGGAGUCUGGGGGCAUCCUCCGCCAUCGCAACCGAUGGAUCUCCAGCUGAAAUAUCAAAACCCUAACCCGAAAACUCAAGGCCCGGGAGGUUUUGGUAAGAUGCCGUCUAAGCAUCAGUUGGGCCCGAGGAACAAUUGGAAGGGCAAGAAGGUGAAUAAGGUCGACAAGAGAAAGGACUUAGGGAGGAGGGUGGAAAUCCCUAUCUCCAUGGCUGGUGGGAGCAGUGGGACUAUGGGGAUUGCCGGGAAUAAUGUUGGUGCUGGGUUUAACCUGCCAACUAUGGGAAUCCCUGGGAGUGGGGUGGGUGGUACUGGUGGUGGGUUUAACCCCCCAAGUUUAAAGGAUUUGCAGUAUCAGAAUAGAGUUAAGACCAGGAGGUAUUUUCCAAAGAAUUAUUACAAUAAUAACAACAACAAUAACAAGAAGAAUAACAUGGGAAAAUUUGCGCCCAGAAAUACUUCUUCGUUCAUAAUUCGAGCAAAGAAGAGUGGUGGGAUUGCAGACCUGGUGUCCCCUUGCCCUGUUACCCCUUCCGUUUUGCCUACACCAGUAUUUUCACCUUCCAGGGAGGUUUUGGUUGACAUGGCUAAGGAGGAGUGGGGUGUUGAUGGCUAUGGAUCUAUGAAAGGAUUGAUUAGGCUGAGGUCUUCAGGUGGUGAUGGACAUGAUGAUGACGAUGAAGACGAAGGAGGGUCCAGUGGAAGUGAUGUGGAGGAGCAUGUAGAGGUAGAGAGGAGGCUCGAUCACGAUUUGAGCCGGUUUGAGAUGGUUUAUCCAAAUUAUGGAACUGCUGGUGGGAUGGACUAUAGCAAUGUGUUGGAGAAUAGAGUGGACGAUCAGGAUAGCCAUAUUGCUCAGCUGGAAGAAGAGAACUUGAUUUUGAAGGAGAGGCUGUUCCUCAUGGAGAGGGAGUUGGGGGAUUUGAGGAGGAGGUUGCAGUCUUUGGAGAGGCAAAAUCAUGAUGGUGAUUAUGGUAAUGAGGAGGUGGUUGAAAAUGUAUCUGAGAAUGAGAGUGAAAGCCGUGGUGGUUCACAUUCAAUGGAAGAUAACAAUGAGGGAUUGGGUGAAGACAACGAUGAUACCAAUUUGGAAUUUCAAGGUAAGGAGGAUAAUUCAAACCAGGGUGCAACAGAAUUUGAGGGGAGAAAUGCUGAAUAUAGCGAUCAUAAAGAGGAGCAAUUUUCAAGCCAUGAUGUGAUAAAAUUUGAGGGGAACAAUGCCGAAUAUAGGGAUCACAAAGGGGAGCAAGAUGAAAUGAAGGAUAGUGUUUUGGAAUCAAACGAACAGAGUUCUGAAGAUGGUAAGAGAAAUGGUGAAGUACCUGUAGAUACUGUUGUAGGUGAAGUUCCUGAAGAAACUAAAGAUGAAAAUGUACAGAACAAAGAAGAUGGUAAGGAUAACAAUAACAAUGCUCAAGGUUUAGGAGAAACUGAUACAGCUGAAGACAUUUGUAUGCAUGAGGUUGCACACUGA
Molecule: messenger RNA, 1656 nt
Organism: Oldenlandia corymbosa var. corymbosa
Lineage: Eukaryota; Viridiplantae; Streptophyta; Magnoliopsida; Gentianales; Rubiaceae
Source: the annotation of a GenBank genome assembly